Messenger RNA from Procambarus clarkii (red swamp crayfish), 434 nucleotides. Lineage: Eukaryota; Metazoa; Arthropoda; Malacostraca; Decapoda; Cambaridae. The record is from RefSeq and is a predicted model, not a curated record.
AGCAGGAACAACACGAAUACAGUCCUGCUGUAUUCUCAGAGCAGGAACAACACGAAUACAGUCCUGCUGUAUUCUCAGAGCAGGAACUACACCAGUACAGUCCUGCUGUAUUCUCAGAGCAGGAACAACACGAAUACAGUCCUGCUGUAUUCUCAGAGCAGGAACUACACCAGUACAGUCCUGCUGUAUUCUCAGAGCAGGAACAACACGAAUACAGUCCUGCUGUAUUCUCAGAGCAGGAACAACACGAAUACAGUCCUGCUGUAUUCUCAGAGCAGGAACUACACCAGUACAGUCCUGCUGUAUUCUCAGAGCAGGAACAACACGAAUACAGUCCUGCUGUAUUCUCAGAGCAGGAACAACACGAAUACAGUCCUGCUGUAUUCUCAGAGCAGGAACAACACGAAUACAGUCCUGCUGUAUUCUCAGAGCAG